Messenger RNA from Aptenodytes forsteri (emperor penguin), 1061 nucleotides. RefSeq names its product cathepsin B (gene CTSB). Bases 9 to 1043 code for a protein of 344 amino acids. Gene Ontology annotation, biological process: regulation of catalytic activity. Gene Ontology annotation, cellular component: lysosome. The record is from RefSeq and is a predicted model, not a curated record. NCBI's taxonomy places the organism in Eukaryota, Metazoa, Chordata, Aves, Sphenisciformes, Spheniscidae. The transcript is spliced from 9 exons. Gene Ontology annotation, molecular function: cysteine-type endopeptidase activity.
CAGGUGGAAUGUCCCGUUCUGUAGCCAAGAUGUGGCCGUCCGUGUCCAUCCUGUGUGUCCUGGUGGCCUUCGCCAAUGCUCGCAGCGUUUCUUACUACCCUCCCCUCUCCAGUGACUUGGUCAACCACAUAAACAAGCUCAACACCACCUGGAAGGCAGGGCACAAUUUCCACAAUACUGACAUGAGCUAUGUGAAGAAGCUCUGUGGCACCUUCCUGGGUGGGCCCAAGCUCCCUGAGAGGGUAGAUUUUGCUGCAGACAUGGAGCUGCCCGAUAACUUUGACUCACGGACACAGUGGCCUAACUGUCCUACCAUCAGUGAGAUAAGAGACCAGGGCUCUUGUGGCUCUUGCUGGGCUUUUGGUGCCGUAGAAGCGAUUUCAGACAGAAUCUGCGUUCACACGAAUGCCAAGGUGAGCGUGGAGGUCUCGGCGGAGGACUUGCUGUCAUGCUGCGGCUUCGAGUGCGGCAUGGGGUGCAACGGUGGUUACCCCUCCGGCGCGUGGAGGUACUGGACAGAGAGGGGCCUUGUGUCCGGGGGUCUCUACGAUUCCCAUGUGGGCUGCCGUCCCUACUCCAUCCCACCCUGUGAGCACCACGUCAACGGCUCCCGACCGCCGUGCACCGGGGAGGGGGGGGAAACCCCCAGGUGCAGCCGGCACUGCGAACCCGGCUACUCGCCCUCGUACAAGGAGGACAAGCACUACGGCAUCACCUCCUACGGUGUCCCUCACAGUGAGAAGGAAAUCAUGGCUGAGAUCUACAAGAAUGGCCCAGUGGAAGGAGCCUUUAUUGUCUAUGAGGACUUCCUGAUGUACAAGUCUGGGGUCUACCAGCACGUGUCCGGCGAGCAGGUUGGAGGCCACGCGAUCCGGAUCCUGGGCUGGGGGGUGGACAACGGCACUCCGUACUGGCUGGCCGCCAACUCCUGGAACACCGACUGGGGGGACAAUGGCUUCUUCAAAAUCCUCCGAGGAGAGGACCACUGCGGCAUCGAGUCCGAGAUCGUGGCCGGCAUCCCCAGGACGGAGCAGUACUUAUAGUAUAGUUGAGGUUACUUU